Molecule: messenger RNA, 2631 nt
Organism: Kluyveromyces marxianus DMKU3-1042
Lineage: Eukaryota; Fungi; Ascomycota; Saccharomycetes; Saccharomycetales; Saccharomycetaceae
Gene: PRP6
Product: U4/U6-U5 snRNP complex subunit PRP6
Exons: 1
Coding region: 1-2631 (876 amino acids)
Biological process (GO): mRNA splicing, via spliceosome; spliceosomal tri-snRNP complex assembly
Cellular component (GO): U4/U6 x U5 tri-snRNP complex; catalytic step 2 spliceosome
Molecular function (GO): protein binding
Source: RefSeq, a predicted model, not a curated record
AUGGAACUUCCUAGCUUUCUCAGUCAAACCCCUCCGCCGGGCUACAUUCCUGGUAUUGGUAGAGGUGCUGUUGGUUUUUCUACCAAAGAAAAGGGUGGAGAGCGGAAGACACCAGCCAGAAAUGGGCCAAACAGUAGACGGUUAACGGAUACAAUAAAGGAUCAUACAAACAGGAAUAAAUAUACAAAGGAUCCCUUAGAAGGUGCUUUUGAAAAUCAAGAUGAAGAAGAAGUGAAUAUGUUCAAGGCAAUCGAAGAGAAAUUAAAAAACAAGGGUCGUUAUCAAGAUAAUGAGGACAGUUCAGGCAAUCGAAUUGUGAAUGUGUCAUCCAAUUUUGCUGACUUGAAGAGAAGUUUAGGCAAGCUUUCUCAAAAUGAUUGGUUAAACAUUCCUGAGGCUUCCGAUAUUACUAGGAGGAACAAAAGAGCAAGAAUUGAAGAACAGCUUGAAAGAAAAACUUACAGUGCACCCGACUCUCUCUUCCAGUCGAAUAUAAACUUGUCGAAAUUAACUGAAGAACGUGAGAGAUUACUAGCUCUUGAAAUAGAUAAAACCAUCCACACUAAAUAUCAACGUUCUGAUGAAUUAAUAGACUUGGAUACUUUAUCAAACUAUCAGAAUUCUUUCUCAUCGGCAAGUUUGGAAGAGAUUCGAAGAAAUAGGAAGAUUUUAGCUUCUUAUCGUAAAUCACAUCCUAGAAACGCAGAAAACUGGAUAUCCUCAGCCAGGCUUGAAGAAAAAGCCAAUCAAUAUAAUAGGGCCAAAAAGUUACUCGAGGAAGGUUGUAAAAUGUGCCCUAAGAGUGAAGAAAUUUGGUUAGAGUAUAUUCGCAUUAGCCAUUCUGACGAACAGUUUUGUAAACUUUUAGUCUCUACCGCACUACGACAUAAUAUAAAAAGUGAAAACCUAUGGAUAAAAGCUAUUGAACUAGAACAGCAAAACAUCAAUAAAAUUAAUCUUGUUCGUAAGGCACUGCUCAAUAUACCAUCCAGUGCGAGGCUAUGGGAGUUGGCUGUUAGUCUUGAAGAUUCAAAAGAAGGAAAACUCAAAGUUUUGAGUAGAGCUGUCGAACUAGUUCCUGAUUCACCAAAUAUAUGGUUGAAUUUGAUAAAGUUGCAAUCUAUAGAUGUUGCUAGGCAAACGUUGAGAAGAGCGGAAAAUUAUAUUAAAGAUAAACUAUCUUUCUGGAUUAUAAAAUGCCAAAUAGAAGAAGAAAACUCUACGGAUUUUGAUUCUCUUGUAAAUAUUUUUAUCAAUGGUUAUUCUAUCCUUAGAUCUCAAGGAACACUCCCCGCAGUCCAUGAAAGUUUGAAAGAAGCCCUUUUAUUAUCGGAUCAGAAUACCCAUCCAUCAACGCCUAAAGCAAUCAUUGUUUCAUUGGUAAAUGACUCUCAAAUUGAUACAGAAACAAAUAUUGAGAACCUUUUAAAAAUUCUUUCACAUGAUCUAAAUCUUAAGGCAAGCCUUUUCUCCUCUUUCUUGCAGAAGUACCCAUCCAAGUAUUCUAUAUGGCGAGAAUUUACCAAAUUUGCGGAGGAGAAUAAUAUGAAAGAUGUGCUAUUCGAAGCGUAUAAUAAUAUCGUUGUAAGAAAUCCAGAAAACAUUAAAAGUUACCCCGUUCUUCUUCUAAUGUACGCAAAAUCUGUCUGGAAUUGGGGUGAGAAACCUACUGAUGCCCUAAGAAUAAUUGACCAGGCAAUUAGUGUGUAUCCUGCCUUCAAAGAGUUCUGGCUGGCAAAAUUCAAAAUUUUAAACAGAGAAAAUACACUUACUGAUCUUGUUAAAUGUUUUAAGGAGUUUCAAUCUGCAAUCAAAAUGGGUGAUGAACAGGUAGUUGUAUUCUUUAUUAAGUGUUUGCAGAAUCAGAAUAGUGUAGAGCUUUCUAUCAAAUAUAUUGAAGAAGCCCUACGUAAUCAUCCUGAACAACCUGAGCUCUAUAUUUUGAAGUCCCAAGUUCAUCUAAGGUAUGGUAACAUUGAGCUGGCUAGAUCUACAAUUUAUUCUGCCCUCGAGAAAUUCAAUUAUGCACCAACUAUUAGUAUCUUCGCUGGCCAACUUGAAAUGCAACACAAAAACUGGGAGAAAGCUCGUUCAAUCCUCAAUAUUUCACUGUCAAAAAAUCCAAGAUCGGAAUCCUUAUUUGAGGCUUUAAUUCUUAUGGAAAUGGAAAUAAAAGAUGAUAAGCAAGUCGUUUACUUAAUCAACCAGGGUUUGAAGGCUUGUCCUGCUAGUUGGAAGAUAUGGUCUUUGCGUAUUAGAACGUUAGACAAGAAGUAUAUGCGGAAAACAAUAUUCCAUGAUGCAUUGAAAGCUACAAAAGAACAUCCUAUGGUACUUUGUGAAAUUGGGAGGGUAUUCUUGAAUGAAUCCCAGUUUACAAAAGCUCAUAAAUGGAUCAUCCGUAGUGUGGAAAUGAACCCACAAUAUGGGGAUCCCUGGGUCUGGCUUUACAUAUGUGAGAGCUAUCUUGAAGAAGAAAAGACGAAUGCAAAAAAUACCAUUGCAGAAAAGAUUACAAAGAUAGAGCCAAAGUUUGGAACUUUAUGGGAAGCGGCGGCCAAUUCCUAUGAACAUAUCUCCGACCCACCUGUAGACAUACUAAAGAGUAUUAUAAAAGAAAUAAAAGUCUGA